Penicillium antarcticum is the source of this 582-nucleotide messenger RNA. It is a transcript of the gene cdc42, whose product is annotated as Rho family GTPase CDC42. The record is from RefSeq and is a predicted model, not a curated record. Gene Ontology annotation, biological process: small GTPase-mediated signal transduction. NCBI's taxonomy places the organism in Eukaryota, Fungi, Ascomycota, Eurotiomycetes, Eurotiales, Aspergillaceae. The coding region runs from base 1 to 582 and encodes 193 amino acids. The transcript has 4 exons. Gene Ontology annotation, molecular function: GTPase activity; GTP binding.
AUGGUUGUCGCUACCAUCAAGUGUGUCGUGGUGGGGGACGGUGCAGUAGGCAAGACCUGUCUGCUCAUCUCAUACACAACGAACAAGUUCCCUUCGGAAUAUGUGCCCACCGUCUUUGACAACUACGCUGUGACUGUCAUGAUCGGCGAUGAACCCUACACCCUUGGACUGUUCGAUACCGCCGGACAAGAAGAUUACGACCGUCUGCGCCCCCUCUCCUACCCACAGACUGACGUGUUCCUGGUCUGCUUCUCCGUCACCUCUCCCGCCUCCUUCGAGAACGUCCGCGAAAAGUGGUUCCCCGAAGUCCACCACCACUGCCCCGGUGUCCCCUGCCUCAUCGUCGGCACCCAGACUGAUUUGCGCGAAGACGCCGGUGUGCGGGAGAAGCUCUCCCGUCAGAAAAUGCAGCCCAUUCGCAAGGAAGAUGGUGACCGCAUGGCCAAGGAGCUUGGUGCGGUGAAAUACGUCGAGUGUUCCGCUCUGACGCAGUACAAGCUUAAGGAUGUCUUUGAUGAGGCUAUUGUUGCGGCACUUGAGCCCGCGCCGAAGAAGAAGUCACGGGGCUGCCGUUUGCUGUGA